AUGAGUUCGAGGGCCAAGGAUACGAACAUGUUCCUUGUGCAUGGGAAAAAUGGGCUGUUUGUCAACGGUUGCGUUCCGGGCCGUCGAGCGGAGACACCCUCUGAAUACGCGGCGGACGCCGAUGAAAGCGCAAGAUCGGAUACCACCACACCGUACACCAGUGUCACGGUGUGGUCGUUGAACCGUUUCGCGAGGCACUACGCGCGCUCGCCGAACAACAACGUGGCCAUCGUGGAUGACCGCUUGGGGCUGUCAAUUCUGCACGUGAAGGGCGAAUCGCCGUCUGAUUUUUCAUUCGACACGCUUCGCGGCGUGGGGAAGUACCGCAAUCUCUACACCCCAAUCGGCUGCAAGAACAUCAAACACCUGCAGUGGUCCAACAACGGCGUAUACCUGGUGAUAUACUUCAACCUUACCAACUGCUCCAGGGAGACGGGCCUGUUCCUGGAGGACAACUUGCACAUUUGGGACAUUUCGCAGAAAUGCAUCGUGGGCAGCUUCAGCACACGCCGCUUGUCCCCCGAUCAGUGGCCCAUAAUCAAGUGGGUGGGACACAGCGACAAGUUCGCCCUGUGUUACGGCCAGCAGGUGUCGAUCUACGCAAUCACGUCUUCCGAGAACACCCCGUUGAAGAGUACUCGUUUGCUGCACUCCAUCCCGAUCCCCCGCGUGUUUUCUGUGGAGGUGUUUUCACCCGAGUGCCUCCCCGACUCCAACGACCAAAGCAAGGGCGAAGUGUUGGGAACUGAUAGGAAAGGUGGUGCGGUCCCUGGGGGCAAGGCGGAACACACUAGUGGGUUGUCACUGGGUGAACGCAGCGGAACUGAUGCAACAACCGUAGGCAGUUUCGCCGCGACCUCUGAUCGUGAUGACGCAUCUUCAGUUGCACCCGGAGAUGUGGUGGGCUCUGCUGCCGACUUACGGGCUGACACUCCCAGCGCCAAGGAGAGCAGUGCGACGUCCCCUCGUUCCAUCGCGGGGUCAGAAAGCAAAUCACUUGCCCGUUUCUGUCGAGGUGCCCAAGACUGCACUAUAUCAAUUGCUGCGUACACCAAGGCGGAUGUUAGCUCCCAAAUAUCGGGCAACUUGCGCAUCACCACUCUGCGGUGCGUGGGUGAUGAGUUAUCGGAGCUCUCGUCCGUUGACCACGAGUUGAAGUCAGAGGACUCCGCCGACAUGUUCUGGUCGCCCUCUGGGCGCUCUCUGCUGGUGCUCGGGCAGUCGAUUGUCGACUUGGCCGGUGAGAAGUACGGUUCGACCUCCAACUGCUUCCUGUUCCGCUCCUCAGGCGACUUCGUCUGCCAGGUGAACAUGCAGACCACCCACGACGCGCGGUGGUGCCCUACGCGUGACGAAUUCAUACUCAUGGAGGGAAACAUGCCGUGCGACAUCACGCUGUACGACUCGGAUUGCGUGCAGUUGUUCACCUUUCCCAAGUCGUACCGGAACACCAUCAAGUGGAACCCCCUGGGUAACAUGGUCGCGCUCUGUGGCUUUGGUAACCUGGCUGGGGAAAUCUGUUUCUGGUACCGCAAGGACGCCUGCGACUACGAGCAGAUUGUGCACUUAAAAGAACCGUGCACAGUCGUCUCCGAGUGGUCGUCCGACUCCCGCUAUUUCAUGGCUGCCUCAACUUUCCCGCGCAUGAAAGUGGAUAACUUUUUGAAGAUUUUCAGCCACGAGGGCGACCUUUUGGAGAGUCAGAAGUUCGACGAGUGCUACGGCGUAUGCUGGAUGGACCACCCCGAUUCCGAUUGGGAAUUCGUGCGCCCCAACGUCCGACAGAGCGCCCAGCGCAAGGCCGUUUACCGCCCCAAAAUCCUGAACAAAGGCGGAAUAUCGAGGCGAACGAGUGAGGGAUACGGCACGCGAUCGCUGUUGGGAUCCGACGCAUUCUCGAGGGAUGGCAGGACCACCGCCAUGCCGACGCCUUCUCAGGACGGCGUUCGCGCGCCAGCACCAGCUGAGGGGGUCAGGCAAUACGCAAUGUGGAAUUCGAUGAUGCCCACCAACGGGCACUCCAAGCCGACGAAUUCGGUGGCGAUGCCACGCAGUGCCCGCAGCAGGUCGUACCGCGGGUCGCUCUUCUCUACUGACUACGGAGACAAAAACGACCCCACUAUCGACCUGAUGAACGCGUUCCGCAACGUUUUCUCGCUAUCCCAAUUCAGGCCGCCUCCUCAACCGGCGUCUUACGAGAAUGCGAACGCGCCACGAUUCCCGCAUGACUGCCUCGGCGACUACCCACACUUGCCCUUGGGGAGGCGCACGGCUCAAGCACGAGGCGGUUCUGGCAGUGCCAGCUCCAACCAAGAUGACGCAUCCAGGAGACUCGCCAUGUUGAUGCGCAUCAAGAGCCAGAUGCAGUGCGAGAAGUCCAAGCCGCUGCAGCAGACGGUGCUUGACGAGGUCCAGCUGCUAAAACUGCUGCUGGAGGCCAAGAACCGGUCGCUGAAUCGGGCUCGCGCUGAGUAG
Babesia bigemina is the source of this 2475-nucleotide messenger RNA. RefSeq names its product Eukaryotic translation initiation factor. The record is from RefSeq and is a predicted model, not a curated record. Bases 1 to 2475 code for a protein of 824 amino acids. The transcript has a single exon. Gene Ontology annotation, molecular function: mRNA binding; ribosome binding; tRNA binding. Gene Ontology annotation, cellular component: cytosolic small ribosomal subunit. NCBI's taxonomy places the organism in Eukaryota, Apicomplexa, Aconoidasida, Piroplasmida, Babesiidae. Gene Ontology annotation, biological process: translational initiation.